This is a messenger RNA of Drosophila yakuba, 1949 nucleotides long. RefSeq names its product actin-related protein 2/3 complex subunit 2 (gene Arpc2). The transcript is spliced from 8 exons. The record is from RefSeq and is a predicted model, not a curated record. Lineage: Eukaryota; Metazoa; Arthropoda; Insecta; Diptera; Drosophilidae. Gene Ontology annotation, molecular function: actin filament binding; structural constituent of cytoskeleton. Gene Ontology annotation, biological process: Arp2/3 complex-mediated actin nucleation; actin filament polymerization. The coding region runs from base 501 to 1406 and encodes 301 amino acids. Gene Ontology annotation, cellular component: Arp2/3 protein complex; actin cytoskeleton.
GACCUGGCAACGCUGUGAGCAAAGAAAAUACGGGCAGCGUGCUCUCCGUUUUCCACCCACGUUUUUUAUAAUUUAAUAAGUAUUACGGUCUGAGACCGAUUUUCUACUGCAACGGCAGCUCAGCAAGUACUGGGCGGUUGAAAAUUGGUGGAGCAAAUAGCGGAUAAGGCGGGUAUUCCUGCCACUGCGUUUGCGGCUGUGUGCGUAAGCAUUGGAAUUCCCCCGUGUGUGUGGCGAGAGUUCGUCUGAGUGUGUGUGACGGACCAAAAAAGCCGACAUCAGCGCCCAUUUUUUGUUGUUGAUUCAUUAAUACGCCCGUCAUGCACCAGUAUUGGUAAGUUGGAGCAGCGCCCCGUCUUACUCGCACUCAGCGGCGGCAGCCAAAGAAUCAGUUGGUGCAAAAAGAGCGCAGGGAGCGGCAGAAGAAGAAGCGGCAGUCAACGUCAUAAAAUUUGUCAUCGCAAUUGGCACACAAAAAAUAAUAGUUAACUUUAACCGCCAUGAUCCUGCUGGAAAUCAAUAAUCGAAUUAUCGAGGAGACGCUGCUGGUCAAAUACCGUAAUGCACAGGCUGGACUGAAGCCUGAAUCCAUAGACAUACGAAUAGCAGACUUUGACGGCGUGCUUUAUCACAUUUCCAAUGUGAAUGGCGAUAAAACAAAAGUUCGGAUCAGUAUUUCCCUGAAGUUCUACAAACAGCUGCAAGAACAUGGAGCUGACGAGUUGCUGAAGCGUGAAUAUGGCAGUCUGCUCACAGACACGGAAGAAGGCUACAAUGUUUCCGUACUUAUCAACCUGGAGGAGAUUCCCGAAGACUGCGAACAAAUCGCAAAGAAAAUCGGUCUACUGAAGCGCAACUGUUUCGCCUCCGUUUUUGAAAAGUAUUUCGACUAUCAGGAACAGGGCGAAGAGGGUCAAAAGCGUGCCGUUAUUAACUACCGCAACGAUGAGACUUUAUAUGUGGAAGCCAAGCCUGAUCGUGUCACCGUCGUCUUCAGUACCAUUUUCCGGGACGAAGACGAUGUCAUUAUCGGCAAAGUAUUUAUGCAGGAAUUGAGGGAAGGUAGGCGUGCGUCGCACACUGCACCGCAAGUGCUCUUUUCGCACCGAGAACCGCCAUUGGAAUUGGCCAACACGGACGCUAGGGUGGGCGACAAUAUCGGCUAUGUCACAUUCGUACUCUUCCCUCGACAUACCAACAAAGAAACAAGGGACAAUACCAUUAACUUAAUUCACAUGUUCCGAGAUUACUUGCACUACCACAUUAAGUGUUCAAAGGCUUACAUUCAUUCGCGGAUGCGGGCAAAAACCUCGGAUUUCCUCAAGGUGCUAAAUCGAGCAAGGCCCGAGCCGAAAAACACGGAGAAGAAAACUAUAACGGGGAGAACUUUUAAACGCAUCGAAUGAUGUGUGCAUUAUAUUUAGUUGUUUUUAUAUAAAUACAAAAUAUAAAUGGUGUAUUAAAAUGCGAUAUCCGAACAUAAUUUUGUCCAAGCAAUGGAAAAUCGAAAAUCCAACAUAAACUAAACCAGAUAACAAAACAAAACCAAGUAUUCCAAAAAGAACAGUAAGGCUAAAUGUAAGCUCAGCAAAAAAAUGAACAAAGAAUUAAUAAUUACGCGUUAGUAAAUUAAUUGUAUGUUUUGUGUCGAGUCAUCGUCAAAUCCGUGUCUCCGCCAAUUUGUUACAGUCACAGCUGAGCCGCAUUUUAAACAAAUACACGUAGGUUUAAGUGCAACAAGAACUAAAACUACGAUGUCAAAGCGAGCAACACGACUAAGGGAUGCCACCAACUUGUUAUACAGUCGCAAUGGAGGAUUUAUCCCCGCAAUUAGCCUAUAUGUGUAGAAAACACAUCUAAAAGCGUACUGCAAAUAUUAACAAACCUUUGAUACAGCAAUCGGAAUUAAUAAAAUCGAGAAAAUCAAACUGCAAUGUAAAAUAUAAAAA